UAUUUCAAGCAAAGCUGCCUCCGCUCUCCAGGACUCGGGGUGUCAAGAGUUUUGUGCUGGUCUGAAAAAUAAUGCCACGAGAGAUGUCUCUGACAGUAAUGGCCUUUUGUGUGAUUGUCUUCUGCGCUGGUGGUGUCUUCUCCGCCAGGGGCGAAGUGAUGCAUAAACUGGCUAAAAGGAAGCUGUGUGCAGAUGAGGAAUGCAGCCAUCCAAUUUCAAUGGCUCGAGCACUGGCAGAUUACACAGGUCCUGACUGCAGGUUCAUCAACAUUCGUCAGGGACAGAUCGUUUACAUUUAUGGAAAACUCAGAGGAAAAGGACGCAACUUUUGGCAAGGGACUGUUCAAGGUGAUUAUUUUGGGGAGCAAUCAACAACACUUGGAUUUUUCCCAAAGUCGAUUGUGAGAGAGCUCCAACAUCUAGGGACUGAACUUGUGGAAAUGCCAACAGUUGACUGGGAUUUCUACUGUUAGUGAAAGAAGAGGAUCAGAAAGGAAUCGGGUUCCCACAAAACCAGCCAGUCAAUGCCAUGGAGUGCCAUUGCAGCAUUAGCUUUACAAUAAACUGUCUUGUCAAUGA
Molecule: messenger RNA, 579 nt
Organism: Hemiscyllium ocellatum (epaulette shark)
Lineage: Eukaryota; Metazoa; Chordata; Chondrichthyes; Orectolobiformes; Hemiscylliidae
Product: melanoma-derived growth regulatory protein-like
Exons: 4
Coding region: 72-473 (133 amino acids)
Biological process (GO): extracellular matrix organization
Molecular function (GO): protein binding
Source: RefSeq, a predicted model, not a curated record